AAGAAUGCCCAGCCCAGGCCACGGAGAGGAAUUGAACUUUUCCCUCCUCUCUGACUUCGGCCAACCUCGACCAUCGCUGUCUCUUAUUCGACCAGACUGUCGUUGACAUCUCUCUUUCGGUCUCUCGUUAUCGUGUAAUAUCCUACACUCGUUGAGACACCACAACGCACGCAAAAAGUACUUCGGGUACACAUAUCGUACACACGACACACCGUUAGUAGUUGUAAUACACAAACACACCCAACGCCAGCCAAAAUGCGUGUCGCCUCGAUCCUCCUCGCCGCUGGCCUCGCCGCCUUCGUGAACGCGCAGAGCACCACCAGCGGCGGUAACGCCCCCAGCACCACGCAGGACGCCGCCCAGGCUGCCGCCAGCUCGGCCCAGGCCGAGGUCCUUCGCUGCCUGGAGGCGUGCAAGGCUGGCGACGUUGAUUGCCAGUCUCACUGCAUUACGGUCCCCUCGCCGAACGAUGCACAGGUCAACGCCACCAACACCUGCGUCGCUGCCUGUCCCCAGGGCAAGGGCAGCGAGGCUGACACCGAGGCGUAUCGCCAGUGCGUCGGCCGCUGCAUCGGCGAGAACUACUACACCUCGUCGGCCGGCACCCCGCGGCCGACGGGCAGCACCGGUGGCGGUAGCAGCAGCGGCAAUGGCAACAGCGGCAGCGACAACGACAACGACAAUGACAACGACAAUGACAACGGCGGCGACAACGAUAGCGACAGCAACAGCCCGUCCGGCACCAGCGGCAACGGGGCUUCCCGGACCUCGACUGGCUCCGCGGCGGCGACUUCGAGCGGUGCCGCUGCCAUGAUUGGUGCUUCGUCCGGUGUGAUUGGAGCUGUCGGCUUCAUGGCUGCUGUUCUCGCUCUCUAA
Molecule: messenger RNA, 876 nt
Organism: Thermothelomyces thermophilus ATCC 42464
Lineage: Eukaryota; Fungi; Ascomycota; Sordariomycetes; Sordariales; Chaetomiaceae
Exons: 2
Coding region: 256-876 (206 amino acids)
Source: RefSeq, a predicted model, not a curated record